AUGACCGAAACAAAGAUGCAACUCGAAGACUGGCUGGAUGACUUAUGUGUCCGCUUCAUUAUCAACCUACCCCGUGAGGAGCUCGAAUCGGUGGAGCGGAUCUGUUUCCAAGUCGAAGAGGCACAAUGGUUCUAUGAAGAUUUCAUUCGGCCACUUGACCCUGCAUUACCUUCACUCACCUUGAAAGCUUUCGCCCUACGCAUUUUCCAACAUUGUCCUCUAAUGUCGCAAUGGUCACCAUACCACCACCAAACCGCAUUCUCGGAGUUUCUGGCUUACAAAACUCGUGUUCCAGUUCGUGGAGCAAUCUUAUUGAAUCAAGACAUGGACGAGGUUGUCUUAGUCAAAGGCUGGAAGAAAGGCGCUAACUGGAGUUUUCCACGUGGUAAAAUCAAUAAAGGCGAGAAGGACUUGGAUUGUGCUAUUCGCGAAGUUUACGAAGAAACCGGAUUCGACGUUCGCGGGGCGAACCUGGUGAAAGAUGAUGAUGCCGUCAAACAUAUCGAAAUAUCCAUGCGCGAGCAACAUAUGCGACUUUAUGUCUUUCGUGGCGUUCCCCGCGACACUUAUUUUGAGCCGCGGACACGCAAAGAGAUCAGCAAGAUCGAGUGGUACAAGUUGUCAGAACUGCCGACGCUCAAGAAGAAUAAGCAAGACGAAGGGAUGACAGUGGCCAACGCCAACAAGUUUUACAUGGUCGCACCUUUCUUGCACCCAUUGAAGAAAUGGAUAUCGCAGCAGAAGAAACUUGAGCCCCGGGCUCAAGGUGUUGCUGCUUACUCGCAGAAUGAAGGUUACACUUCAGUGGACGAGAAUGGGUUCCAAACCAGCGAUUCAAUGUUUGCGUCUACCGCUGCAAAUGGGGUUCCGAGUGAUCUGCCUGAAGUGACUUCGAUGCAAGAUGUCUCUUCCCAUCUCAAGCGACUCCUGAAUAUCAAUGGGGGCGUACCGACACCUCAAAUUCAACCCACUCAGCCCGCUGCAGUAGAUCAGUCGAAGUCGAAUGCUUUGCUUGAAUUGUUGCGACAGGGCUCUCAAGACGUUGUUCCUCAAGUUCAGAAUGCUGCUGCAGCACCUUCAACUACAUCUCACCCAAGCGCGUUACCUAUGACGCACGCACCUCACUUAGCGCCUAACUUCUUCCCCGGCUUUCCUCAGCAGCAGCAGCACAUGGCUCCAACCAAUUUCAUGCAACAGACAUCUGCCCAGUCUUAUUUCAACGGACAACCUCAGUCAAACAUGCAACAUUCUCACUUCCCGGGCCAUCCAGAGCCCUCUGCGUCUCCCGCUGCUCACCAUCUGCCUCAAAUGAAUUCCGCGAGCCAUCAAACUCUCCACCCUGCAGUUCAAGCCAAUGUGUCGGUACCCCGAAAUCAAGGAACGGCUCCAUUCCAGCAGACCGGGGACCCUCAAUUCUCCCAACAGGCCCGGCCACCUCAACAUUCGGGGGUUAGAGUGCCGCCGGCGAGCAAUUUGCCUCCGCCAACGCUUAAUAGCCACUCACUUGCAUUGCUAGAUGUGUUCAAGAAUAAAUCUUUCCAAAGCCCGAGGGCCCCGCCAGUUGCUACUUUGGCCGCUCCAGAUCAGGCUUACGUCAAGGUACGGAAGACAUCACAGCACCAAGACAGUCUCUUAAAUUUGUUCAAGGGUCAGGCCACUUCGCCCGCUCCUCCACCUGUGGAACUGUCAGGCAACCCUCUCACCCCAACUCCAGCUGCACCUGCACCUGCAGAGGUUCAAAUUCUCCAGCGAGCUCCCCAGCAGGCGGGUUCCAACGCGCAGCAAAGAACCGGUGCAUCCAAAUCGAGUCAAACUGCAGCUACUGUAUCUGGGCCCUUGAACAUGCCACAGUUUGAGGCGAAUCUAAGGUCAGCACCCAAGAAGGGACCGAAUGGACCUAGCCGAAAGAACAACCUCAACCGACGAGAUCACCAGCAGGCCCCGCAGUCUGCUCCCAUCAAAAUAUUGCCACGCCCACAGUCGUCGAAGCGCGAUACACAGAUCUCCGGACCUCAAGGAAACCAGUUUGCGCAUCAGUCCCCAGCUCGACCGAAAGCUCCUGAACCGGUCAAGCCUUUCCAACCACAGAUCUUGCGACGUUCUGAAAAGACGGAUCAUGAGAAUCUGAUGGUGAACACUCCCAGGACUGAAAAUGUGGACCGUAGAAGCCCGGCCCCGCCUGGCAUUCAGACACAGACAGCGGACCUCGCCCAAAACUCUGACCGUCGACCCAGCCAGACAAACGCUCAGAAGGAAGCCCUUCUGUCUCUGUUCGGUAAACCCGGUCUCUCACCGUCUUCCACCUCUGUUCAGCCAGACCACCAGACUGUGCCCCUGAACCAGAUGUCCACUGCAGUGUCAGGACUGGUCAGUCCGAUUUCUUCUCGUCACUUCCCCAGCAGUGGAGAAUCCAUCUCCCGUCAUGGUACCCCAUCCGAGAGUGAUAUAAUCCCCAAUCGCAUUGCAUCACCAAACCAUAAGGCGUUCCUUUUGGGAUAUUUGCAAGGCGCCGUUGCCAAGGGCAGCCAAUAA
Penicillium odoratum is the source of this 2532-nucleotide messenger RNA. Its product is annotated as decapping enzyme complex catalytic subunit DCP2. The record is from RefSeq and is a predicted model, not a curated record. Bases 1 to 2532 code for a protein of 843 amino acids. Gene Ontology annotation, molecular function: 5'-(N(7)-methylguanosine 5'-triphospho)-[mRNA] hydrolase activity; manganese ion binding; RNA binding. Gene Ontology annotation, cellular component: cytoplasm; P-body. Gene Ontology annotation, biological process: nuclear-transcribed mRNA catabolic process, nonsense-mediated decay; deadenylation-dependent decapping of nuclear-transcribed mRNA. The transcript has 2 exons. NCBI's taxonomy places the organism in Eukaryota, Fungi, Ascomycota, Eurotiomycetes, Eurotiales, Aspergillaceae.